Cyphellophora europaea CBS 101466 is the source of this 1755-nucleotide messenger RNA. RefSeq lists its product as uncharacterized. NCBI's taxonomy places the organism in Eukaryota, Fungi, Ascomycota, Eurotiomycetes, Chaetothyriales, Cyphellophoraceae. Bases 1 to 1755 code for a protein of 584 amino acids. The transcript has a single exon. The record is from RefSeq and is a predicted model, not a curated record.
AUGCCACUUGAUACAAACGGAGUGAAUCUGUCUCCUGUACCAGCUACCCAGCAAAGACCGGCUGCCUACGCUUCAGCAGAUGAUGGGGAGCUUCACUCCGAUACUAUUGAGGUGCAAGCUCAUGCACAUCCUCACACUUCAGAGCCAGCGAUUUCGAACGUAGACGGUUCAAUAGAGACUAGAUCGACCGGUUCCGGCCCUCCUAGUGGAGUCUUUGUCAAAGAAGCGUCAGAAGGCUCUCGGGCGUCGCCUUGGGCUACUGACUGGGUAUCCAUGCAGAGCGACAAUCCGGCCCACAACGCGUUAGAAGCCUCUCCGAUGUCCAGGCAUUUUUCUGCCAGUCCGGCACUGAGUGUACAAGGCGAAAGUCACACAGGCCCAGGUGCAGUCACGGGCAAACAAGCCCUCGGACUCGAUGAGGCAACAUUGCAAACCGACAGCGAUCCUGAUUUCAGACAUUCUAUACCACUACCCGCCCCAAAUCGACCUCCUCCACAGACCUUCACAGCGACUUCUCAUGCGCCGCAAGGAUAUUACAACACCCUCAAAAUGACGAUGCCUAGUUCAGAGCCCAAUGGCUCUCGAGAGCCGAAAACAUCAUCCCGCAGAGUCAAGCAGUACACACUACCGAGUGGCGCUGUUGUCUCAGGUAAAGGUCUUGGCCGUGGGAGACCUGGCAUCAAACGUGGUCCGCGCCAGCCUAAGUCCGGCGAACUAUCAACCCCGGGUACUGCACCAGACUCUGCUUCUGUCACACCCAAAUCUGCACCCUCAGGAUCUAAAAAGAGGGGCAGAUCUACGUCAGAUGUUGGGCGAUGGGAGUCAAUGACGCCAGACUCCUUAUUUCCCGAUUCACCAGAGUCCCCUCCUGAAUACAAUCCUACAGAUGAAACGCGAUCAGGUCGCAAGAUCCAAAAGCCUCCCAGUGUCCAGCCUCAAGCUACUGAGUCCGCAAGUCCCGCCUCCAAGAGACCAAAACUUGAGAGUCGGAACACCGCUCCUGUUACCUCGCCAGCAUUGAAGACACAUCCCAAGAUCAAGAGGCGUCUGUACCGAGGCCGGGAACAAUUAGCUCUAUGCGAGCACUGCCAACGCGGGCAUGGUCCCGUCGGCAAUGUUAUUGUUUUCUGCGACGCUUGCAACAAGUGCUGGCACCAGCGCUGCCACGAGCCCCAAGUACCGCAAUCUGUCAUCGCCGACAGCAAGGCGGAAUGGUUUUGCGCACACUGCGAAAAGAUUUUGCAUGGCAAGAAAGGCAAAAAGUCCAAGGUGGCCAUGCCAACGAGCGUUACUACACAAUCACAACCACCACAAUUCGUCGGGCCUCUCGUCGGCGGGGCUGCCUUGUCACAAGCUCAGAAGAUCGCGUUUCUCGAAAGUCGAACCAAGGAACAACUCAUCUCUCUCAUCUUAUCCGGCAGUGACCUGGCGCCGGCAUUACCCAUGUUUCAAAUCCCAGCACCGCAGCUGCCACAAGCUCAAUUCAAGUCCAACUACACCACACCGGUCACCUCGCUUCUUCCUUUCCAGAUUGUCGCUUCCGCCGAAGCUGAGGAUGAGGGCUAUGAUUCAUAUUUCGACGAGCAUGCCGCGCUGUAUCCGAAGCCUGGAAACGGCGUCAAAUUACCUCCAGACAGCGCAGAUGUGAAUAUACUGUUAGAACAUCCGCAGAGCAGGACCUUCAGUCACUGGAUCAGGGGCAUGCCCACCAGGGAGUUCAGUGGGAACAGUGACAUUGUCUUCUCAAGGCAGUGA